UCCUGCUGUUGCUUGUGGUGAUGCCGUGCUGUCACAGGUACUGCCUGAUGAGCGUCGGUGGCUGCUACACAGAUUUCCGUAUCGACUUUGGUGGCACAUCCGUCUGGUAUCAUAUUCUCAAGGGUGGAAAGGUUUUCUGGCUGAUUCCACCGACCCCAAUCAAUCUUCAGAUCUAUGAGCAGUGGGUGUUGUCGGGUAAACAGCAGGAUAUAUUCCUGGGUGACAUGGUCGAGAAGUGUGCCCGCGUCGAAUUGAAACCAGGCUGGACUUUUGUCAUUCCUACUGGCUGGAUUCAUGCAGUUCACACUCCUGUGGAUUCGCUAGUGUUUGGUGGAAACUUUCUGCACAGUUUCAACAUAAGCGGUCAGCUUGCCGUGGCGGACAUUGAAGAAACUACUAAGGUUCCGCAGAAGUUCCGCUUUCCCUUCUUCACGCAGCUCAUGUGGUACGCACUAGACAAGUACGCGCACUCUCUGCGUUACUACCUGGAACAGUUUCACGGGUACAAGCCUGAUGACAGUACCACCAUCACACCCACUGGCACCAUCGUCAUGGACACCAUCGUCAUGGACGCCAUAGAUACUGUGGACAACACCAUCGACAUUGCAAUGGACACCACCAUUGACACUGCCAUGGACACAAGUACUAGCGGCAAGGAGAAAGAAGAGAGCGAUACUUCCCACACUGCUACAACUACUGCUGAUGCUACCGAGCCGAGUGAUGCGAAGUGUGAGACCGAGAGCGUUGCAACACCAGAGCCACCUGUUGCCGACGCCACCCCGGCAAAGUCCACACGCGUUGAGAAAGCGCACGUUUCCGACAGACCGUCCUCCCCUAGUCCCAGAAUGCGGCGUCGCAAGGCUGCAAUCGCCGCGGCCGCCGCCAUUUCUAUCUUGUAUCUUGCAGGUAUAUCAUCUCGUGACGACCACAUUUAAGUCUGAAUUUGAAGUGCGAAGAUGCUUCAGCAACCACAUCGUACUUUUCCAUUGCUUUCAUUGUGCUUCUACUGUGCAUGUGUGUAACUUGUGGGUAUAUAUGUGAUGACAUUGUAUGCUGGCGACACGGUCAGAUUUUGUCCAUGCGUGUAACGUACACCUGCAUGUUAUGCAUUGAAAAGGAUCUGCCACUUGCGAUCCUGGGACAAGUAUCAGGUCAGCUUUGUCUUGUGUGGGCUGUACCAGAUUGCUGUUCACUUUUCCAUCUGUUGGAUAUGUGACUUUCUGCAAGUUUCUGGUGUAUGGCGGCCACUUCUUUGCUUGUCACUUUGUAUGAUUUACAUUCUGUAUUCGCUGCUUCCAUGGCGUGGUCUGCAAACUGCAAUCCUUAGGCAAAUGUCAUGUUUGCUAUGUUGUGCUUUGGCCGUCAGCUUGUCUACACGUUGUAGUUGAAUUAUUUUGUUCCACAACUGACUUCCUUUUAAAAGUACGGUGGCCACUGCUUUGCAUGGCAUUUUA
Messenger RNA from Sycon ciliatum, 1454 nucleotides. Its product is annotated as lysine-specific demethylase 2B-like. The record is from RefSeq and is a predicted model, not a curated record. Bases 21 to 935 code for a protein of 304 amino acids. The transcript has 4 exons. Gene Ontology annotation, molecular function: histone demethylase activity; transcription coregulator activity. Gene Ontology annotation, biological process: regulation of transcription by RNA polymerase II; protein demethylation. NCBI's taxonomy places the organism in Eukaryota, Metazoa, Porifera, Calcarea, Leucosolenida, Sycettidae.